Olea europaea var. sylvestris is the source of this 939-nucleotide messenger RNA. RefSeq lists its product as uncharacterized. Lineage: Eukaryota; Viridiplantae; Streptophyta; Magnoliopsida; Lamiales; Oleaceae. The record is from RefSeq and is a predicted model, not a curated record. The coding region runs from base 1 to 939 and encodes 312 amino acids. The transcript has a single exon.
AUGGAAGUUAUGAUCCCUGCGAACAGCAUGGAUUUUGAUUUUAACAGUCCAAAUGUUAGUUCACCUUCUACACCCAAGCGUAUUGGGGAAUUCUAUUGCAGUGCUCCAACAAGUCCGACGCAUUUGGCUCAGUUAUAUCGUGAUUUUAAUAAUUUCUUGUUCAGCGGCGGCGGAGAUUCGUCGGAGGUGCCCUUUGUUCAGGAAACAAGGACAAAGCCCGGUUCUGCUAAAAAUGAAGAUGACUUUGCUUUUGAUAUUGGUGAGGAAGCAUCGGAGACUGCGUCUCUUUCGGCGGAGGAACUCUUUGAUAGUGGCGUAAUUAAGUCCUUCAAGCCGCCACCGCGGCUGCAACAUCCCGCUGGAGCAAGAAUUAAGGGUGAUUUCUCUCAAGGGCAUAAGAAAGAGGCAGUCCCUUUUGCAAUUGCCGCCGCUCCUACGGCGGAAGAGCACCGAAGAGGAAGAGAUAGAGCUCCUGCAGGAGGUUUAUCUUCAUCAAGCCGAAGAGCAACCCGUUCACUUUCUCCUCUAAGAGUUUCUGAUCAAAUUCCAUGGGAUCAAGAGGAGAAAAAACAGCAGAAUACAAAGAAUUUUUCCUCAUCUUCGUCCUCAAAAACUCAAAGAAAAUGGAGGUUGAAGGAUUUUUUCUUGUUCCGAAGUGCAUCCGAAGGACGAGCAGCAGAUAAAUAUCCAUUAAGGAAAUACACAGCAGGGUUCAGAAGAUCAUUCGAUGAUGCAAGGAAUUCGAGUUUUAAGGAUUCUGGAUCAAACCCAAGAAGAAAGGGGAAAGUUUCAGCUCAUGAAUUACAUUAUACAGCAAAUCGUGCGGUUUCAGAAGAUUUGAAGAAGAAGACAUUCUUGCCAUACAAGCAGGGCAUUCUGGGGCGACUGUCAUUCAAUCCUACCGCCAAUGAACUGGCUAGUGGUUUUUCUCGUAAAUGA